Messenger RNA from Cuculus canorus (common cuckoo), 1836 nucleotides. It is a transcript of the gene OCEL1, whose product is annotated as occludin/ELL domain containing 1. Gene Ontology annotation, biological process: bicellular tight junction assembly. NCBI's taxonomy places the organism in Eukaryota, Metazoa, Chordata, Aves, Cuculiformes, Cuculidae. Bases 140 to 1369 code for a protein of 409 amino acids. Gene Ontology annotation, cellular component: apical plasma membrane; cytoplasmic vesicle; bicellular tight junction. The transcript is spliced from 4 exons. The record is from RefSeq and is a predicted model, not a curated record.
GCUCAGCACCAACCCCUGGCACAGCCCAAACCAGUGCCUGGUGCAGGAUGCGGCCAUCCUAGAGUCCCAUACAGAGCCCUGGGACACGCGUGCUGCUCAGCACCAACCCUCUGCGCAGCCUUUUGGUGCCUGGUGCAGGAUGCGGCCAUCCCAGAGUACCCAGGGAUGUGGGUGCUGCUCAGCACCAACCCCUGGCACAGCCCAAACCGGUGCAGGUGCAGGAUGCGGCUGUGUCAGGGUACCCAGGCUGCCUGUUCGGAGCCCCGGGAUGUGGGUGCUGCUCAGCACCAGUCCCUCACAAAGCCCAAACCCAUACAGGGGCAGGAUGCGACCCUCAAUGGCCACCGAGCAGGACGGAGCCUGGGGAGGGCAGGGGCCGCAUCCUGCCCACGCGGGGCCCCGUGCUGCGCUGCGGGGCGGUGCGUUGCUGUUAAUGUUUAACCGCCGGUGCCUGCCGCGGGCAGCGGUGCCCGUCAGCCGUGGGCAGCGGCGGCCGAGGGACGUGCGGCUGCGUCCCACCAUGAGACGGGCAGUGGGGCUCAGCCCGGAGGUGGGGAAGCGAAGCAGCCGCCGGACGCACCCGAGGGACCCCCACCACCCCAAAGCUGCUGGGAGCCCACGGCUCCCUGCCCCUCCGGGCGUGGAGGCGCGAGGCGGCCUGGAAGCACCAGGAGGUCCCUGGAAGCCCCAUCACCGGGACCAUCACCAGGUGGUCCCCCCCGUGCCCCCCGGUACAGCACAGGGGCCGCACAGCCUCACGCCCCUCCCGAAGGCUCCACCGGCGCGAGCCCGGCGCGUCGUCUUUGAGGACGAGGUGAUGCCACCAGGGAGACCCCCAUGGAGGAUCCCCCCAACCAAGGAUGGGAAGAAGCUGGGGUUCAGGUCCAUUCCCCCUAGGUUGGGUCCCCGGCCACGCGCUGUCCCGGACUAUGUGGUGAAGUACCCAGAGAUCCAGAGCCCCCGGCAGCGCGAGGGCUACAAGGGUGUCUUCCAGGACCAGCUGGCGGAGUACACGGAGCUGCUCGGGGAGGUCCGCGCUGCAUGGUGGAGGCGUGGGGAGCUGGAGGUGGCCGCGCGCAGGACGGUGGGUCCCUUGGGUUGGACUUGCUUAGACAUUAGGAAGGAAUUCUUCAUGCUAAGGAGCCCCUGGCCCAGAGUGCCCAGAGCAGCGGUGCUGCCCCAUCCCUGGAGGGGUUCCAGGCCAGGUUGGAUGGGGCUCGGAGCCCCUGAUCCAGUGGGAGGUGUCCCUGCCCAUGGCAGGGGGUGGGACUGGAUGGGCUUUGAGGUCCCUUCCAACCCAAACCAUUCCAACCUUAUAACCAUUUCAACUUCCAACCCAAACCAUCUUGGAAGUCUUUUCCAACCUUAAUGACUCCACUUUCGGUGGUCGCCCUGUGCGUUGGGUGUGAUGACUUGGCCGGUCUCUGCAGGGACUGAGGGUGAGCCUGGGGGGGCUGCACUGGGUAGAGGUGACCGGGAGGACAUGUGGACACCGGGGUUCCCGCACCGCGAGCCGUGCUCCAAGGCAUCCAGCAGCUGCUGGAAGAUUAAUGAGCAGCAGCAUUUCUGGGCUACACCCGCGGCCAAGUUUUCACGGCGUGGCACUGCGGGGAGGCCGCCUGCCCCGGAGCCCCCCCGGCCUGUGAGGUGCCUCGUUAGGGCUGUGCUGGGCCGGGCUGAGCCCCAGGGAGUCCUCGUGGCCUUCAGGGCGGCCACUGGUGGGAGGACGCGAGGAAGAAGAGGGUGAGGGCUCAGCACGUGCAACCUGUGCUGGGGAGCGGGGAGGUGCCCGUGCCGCCCCCCCAGUGCUUUGCACCCAGCGCGGGGGUCCCUCCU